Filobasidium floriforme is the source of this 3247-nucleotide messenger RNA. Its product is annotated as Cullin-domain-containing protein. The record is from RefSeq and is a predicted model, not a curated record. The coding region runs from base 262 to 2823 and encodes 853 amino acids. The transcript has 14 exons. NCBI's taxonomy places the organism in Eukaryota, Fungi, Basidiomycota, Tremellomycetes, Filobasidiales, Filobasidiaceae. Gene Ontology annotation, biological process: protein ubiquitination; ubiquitin-dependent protein catabolic process. Gene Ontology annotation, cellular component: Cul3-RING ubiquitin ligase complex. Gene Ontology annotation, molecular function: ubiquitin protein ligase binding.
CCUCAGUUUGUGUAAAGGGUUUCUCAAAGGUCUUUAUCAACAACGACUUACGUAGCCUCUUAUCUUUCAAAGUGCUCUAGUAUUCUUACAGUCUCACACUAUUUGAUUGACGACUGUCGGCCAGCUUGUACAGAUCAGCGACGGCAUCGAAGCAAAACUCAAGACAACUCGCCUCGUCAUCCUCCUUCAAACGACUCGUACCACGACCUCUUCAGGGAUUCUUCUUCGAGAGCUGUAACAGGCAAUAAUAGGACUGCCAAGAUGGCGACCUUGCUGGGGGGGAGUAAUAAUAGGCUGAGGAGCAAGGCCAAGAUGAGACCUCCUAGGAAUUACGCACCGGACCAGGAUAUAGAUGAGAUCUGGCAGAAGCUGGCCAAGGCUAUCAAGGCGAUCCAGCAGCAUCACGCCAGUCGACUCAGUUUCGAGGAAAAUUAUUCUUAUGGCUACAAGAUGGUCCUACACAACCACGGAGACAAGCUCUAUUCGGGCGUCAGGAAGCUCAUAGCCGAACACCUGGACGACCUCGCCGCCAAGGAUAUAGUGCCGACCUUCCCACGGUCCGGGGUGAUGAACAGUAAUACCACCCUAUCGAACUCUUUCAAGACUCUCGGGCUCGGAAGUUGUAGCGGUAGUGGAAGUGGUAGUGGGAGUGGGGCUGUGGACGAAGCUGGUUCCUCGACGACGACAUCAGCGAAGAGCGGGUCAGGGCCGAACGUACAGUCGAUAGAGAGUGCGUUGGAAGGGGAGAGGUUCUUGAAAGCGCUCAAGGCGGUUUGGGAUGAUCAUAUCUCGAGCAUGGACAAGCUGAGCAAGAUCUUGAAAUACAUGGACAAGGUCUAUACGAACAACGCCAACGUCCCGCAAUGCCACGAACUCGGCAAACGGCUCUUCUCCAGCAACAUCAUCCACUCGACCUCAUUCCCCAUCCAGACGAUCCUCAUCUCCACCCUCCUCGCCCAGAUCCAGCUGGAAAGGACCGGAGAGAUCAUCUCCCGUUCAGCCAUGCGCGAUGUGGUGGACAUCAUGGCUCUGCUCGUCGUCCAGGAAAAGGGGAAACGAGGGGUGCAUAGCGCUUAUGAGGUGGAUUUCGAGCCGGUCUUCUUGAGAAAGAGCGAAGAGUUUUACAAGGAGGAGGCGGAGAGCAGUUUACAGGCGCUGGAUGCGAGUACAUAUUUGCGAUUGGUCGCACGACGGAUACAGGAAGAACACGCUCGUUGCUCGGCCUACCUGGUGGCUUCAACAGCGGACAGGCUCUUGCCGAUCCUCGAUCAACACUUGUUAGCAAACCACCUGGAGACUAUCCUCAAUAUGCCCGGGUCUGGCUUGGUCACGAUGAUCGACGACGACAGGAUAGCAGAUCUGCAUCGGCUAUACGAACUAUUCGGACGACCGCGAAUACCAGAAGGGUUGGAGGUGUUGAAAAUCGCCAUGAAAAAGACGAUUCAAGCGAGAGGGAGCGGUAUCAACGCGUCCGUCUUGAGCGGGGGAGAGGUGAAUCAAGAGGGACCUACAGCGGAGACACCGGCACGGGAAACGACAACAUCAGAGACGGGCUCGAAGCCGAAGAAGCCGACCCUUUCGGGAGCGGCGGCGGUGGCGGCGGCGCUCCGUUGGGUUCAAGAGGUCGUCGAUCUCAAGGACAAGUUUGAUAGGGUCUUGAAGGAGGCUUUCGAGGAGAACAAGGGGCUUCAGAUGGCCAUGAACGAGGCAUUUCAAACGUUCAUCAACCAGAACCCACGGUGUCAAGAGUUCAUCUCGUUAUUCAUCGACGAGAACCUCAAGAAGGGGCUCAAGGGGAAAACGGACGAAGAGGUCGACGCCGUGCUGGACAAGACCAUCGUCCUGUUCCGUUUCAUCAUCGACAAGGACGUCUUUGAGCGUUACUACAAGGCUCAUCUGGCCAAGCGUUUAUUGAACGGGAGGAGCGUUUCAGAAGAUGCCGAGAGGAACAUGGUGGCCAGGCUCAAGGUAGAAUCCGGCUAUCAAUUCACGCAAAAGCUCGAGGGAAUGUUCAAUGAUAUGCGUCUGUCGACCGAGAUGAUGAAUGGGUAUCAGAGGACGAAGCACAACAAGCCCGAGACAUCCGCACCCGAUCUCAAUGUAACAGUCUUGACAUCGACAUUCUGGCCUGGGGAAGGGACCGCUACUACCUGCGUCUUCCCUCCAGCUCUCGGUGGCAGCAUCUCCGAAUUCGAGCGCUUCUAUCACAACCGACAUUCUGGACGACGGUUGACGUGGCAGUCUAAUCAUGGUACUGCCGACGUCAAGGUCGCAUUCAAGGCUCGCAAACACGAGCUCAACGUCAGCACGCAUUGUCUGGUCAUCCUGUUGAUGUUCGAGGACCUCGAAGACGGCGAGGAAUUGAGCUUACAGGACAUCAAAGCGGCAACGAAAAUUCCUGACGGUGAUCUCGCUCGGAGCCUACAAUCACUAGCCUGCGGCAAAUUUAGGAUCCUGACGAAGAACCCCAAAGGGCGGGAUGUCGGGCCGAAUGACAAUUUUUCGUUCAACUCCGGUUUCACCUGCCCAUUGGCCAAGAUCAAAAUCCAGACCAUUGUCGGCAAAGUCGAGAACAACGAGGAGCGAGCAGAGACACAGGAGCGGGUCGACGAGGAGAGGAAACACCAGAUCGAGGCCUGUAUCGUACGAAUAAUGAAAGCGAGGAAGACACUUUCCCAUAACGAGCUGGUCGCCGAAGUCGUCCGACAGUUGAUGACGCGGUUCACCCCGACACCUGCAAUCAUCAAGAAACGAAUCGAGGGUUUGAUCGAUAGAGAGUACCUUGAACGUAAUGACAUGAAGAACUAUAGCUAUCUCGCAUGAACAGGUUGUCCAUGGCCCACUUAAGUAUCGAUAUGACCGACAUGACACGACACCCGUUGUACCUGACGAAUUCUGCACCUGUAAUGCAAGGGGGAAAGCUGUGAAAUCGAGCUCAGUUCCCUCUUCGCAGGAAAAUCCUUUUGCUUAUACGAUUUCGCCCGAAUGGCAGCCAUUUGUGGUUGUUCAAAAUUCAGAGCGAGACGCAGACAUACAGCCAGCGAGUCGAGCAAAUCCGGCAGCCAAUGAUAAGGGUAGUCGUAGGAGGUGGCACCGUAUACGAUUCUGUAUAAGUGUCCUGAUUCGAUGGUGUUGGAGGGUAGGCCUCGGGCGAGGGUGUAUGUCCGAUCCGAUAGCUCUUUCAGCCUGCGUACCACGCACUUGUACUAUAAGCCAUCAAAUAUAGACACCCAUCGGAUUCCUGCGC